UCAUUUUUGCUGACCAUCAGUUAUUUCUUUGCCCGUCUGAUUUAGAUUGGUGUCCUGGCCCCAUCCCGGACGGAAUGAAAACAGAGGAGACUCGAUCGUGCCUGCAGCAAGCUCCAUCAGCUUUGGCUUACGGAUUGGAAGGGCGUGAAGUCUGCGCUGGUUGUGACAACCCCAUUGCUGACCGCUUCCUGCUGCGAGUCAACGAACGCUCCUGGCACGAGGGUUGCGUGAAGUGCACGGUGUGUCUGCAAGCCCUCUCUGGCACCUGCUACUGCCGGAACCGACUGCUCUACUGCAAACACGACUACGAGAAGCUCUUCGUGACCAAGUGCAGCAACUGCCUGAAGGUGAUCAACCCGUCCGAGUUCAUCAUGCGCGUUCUCGAGCACGUGUACCACGUGAACUGCUUCUGCUGCUGCGAGUGCGACCGGCGGCUGCAGCGGGGCGACGAGUUUGUGCUCAAGGAGGGUCAGCUGCUGUGCCGGGGCGACUAUGAAAAGGAGAGGGAGAUGCUGUCGGCCAUCAGCCCGACCCCCACCGAAUCAGUUAAGAGUGAGGAUGAAGAGGGCGGCCAUUCCCAAGGCAAAGGCGGAGAGGAUGGGAAGGAGCAUAAGAGGUCCAAAAGGCCGCGCACCAUCCUGACAACGCAACAACGGCGGGCAUUCAAAGCAUCCUUUGAGGUUUCUUCCAAACCCUGUAGGAAGGUUCGAGAAACACUGGCCGCAGAGACAGGCUUGACGGUCCGUGUGGUCCAAGUCUGGUUUCAGAACCAGAGAGCCAAGAUGAAGAAGAUUGCUCGCCGCCAACAGCAACAGCAGCAGCAACAACAGGAGCAGGAACAGAUGGGGGCAUCCAGGCGUGGGCCAAGCAGAGGGGGCAGACAGAGCAAUGAGGACAGCGAAGAUGGCUCUAGCAUUCACGGUCUAGAUGGGCUCAUGACUCCAUAUUCUACCAUGCCUCGCCAGCAGUUGUUGACCCUGGAUCAGAAUAUUUACACCAGCGAUUCCUUUCGGCAAGGCCUCACGCCUCCCCAGAUGCCAGGGGAUCACUUGCACCCCUACGAUUCGGAGUCUGUGUUCCAUGACUUGGACAGCGAUGGCAGCCUGGGACACCUCGGCGACUGCCUGAUAGCAACAGCAGAGACUGGACUACUGCAAGCACGGGUGGGAAACCCCAUCGACCGGCUCUACUCCAUGCAGAGUUCCUACUUCACAUCAUGACAUGCAGAAUGGGGGCCACUCAGGCGUAGGACAGCCUGUGCUGAACAGCGGCCUGAUGGCCUGCACGCACUGGCCCUGUCUCGUAUGGUGUGUUAUGGCAGCACUUUCUCUUUGCUAGACCAGUUCCCACUGACAACCAGCAGACUUCAGAAUUUAUUUUCUCCACUCGCUUUCAUCCAACUGCCUUUUGGACAAGGGGCUGCACCAUAUGAGACAGGGUGAUGGUCACGCUUAUCCCGGGUGGAGUGCCGUUGGCUUUUGUACAUACAGUGUAUUUUUGUUGAGUCCGCCCAUUUUCAAUAUUACUGAACUCUUAAAACACUGCCUCGCCAGUUAAAGGGUUUAAAUGCCACUUGACUGACUUUGGGAUGAGAGACCACCCAGUUUGCAAAGGAUUCUAGUUUAAUGAAUGGAGUCUGCAGAUAUGAGCUAUGGAACUAGAUAACUGAAGUAAAAAAAACUUUCUUGUUUUUCCUUAGAAGAAUAAUAGACAGGUAAUCUAGAUAUGUGAUGAUCCAUAUAUGAUCUUUUCUGGCUGUUGCUUCUCGUAUGCCACCUCCUUUUCCUCUUAUCUGAACUCCAUUUCCCAGGGUUUCCUCUCAGCAUGUUAGAUCAAUCUGUUGAACUCCAAUCUUCAACCCUGGUCUUCCUGUCCAAAUCCUAAUCCCCAGUCACCCCCACUAUACGCCAUGCCAUGAUACUUGAAUAUAACAGUUAUGGAUUGAAAGUCCCAAAGCACUCAAGUUCCAACGCACACUCUCAAAAAUGCUCACUAGAGGGGGAAAUCCCAUCAAAAACCCUGGCUAAAUAUAAAAAGGGCCAUGUAGAAUCUUUUUAGAUUUAUUACCAUAAAAAUGCGCUGUAAGUACGUAAGGCAAACAGGAGAUGCCAGCAAGACCAAUCCAAGGCAAACAACUCCCAAUACUCAAUCCAAUGGCAAAUCAUAAAAACAACAAAAUGGUCCAAAACUCCAAUGAAUCAAAAUAGCAAAAGCAUAGUAAAAACAAAAGUAAGACUCACCAACUCCCUGGCGCAUUCAAGUGACUCUACAAUUUUAUAAAGAAGAGGGCAGUUCCUGCAAGUGACUGGCAGGUGGUCCGACCUCUUGGCGAACCACCCACAAAACACAUGGAAUAUGACACUGGCAAAGCAAAAACACCAGAAAAAUAAGAAAGGUAACACUGAUAUAAAAAACAAGAAAAGAACAUAAAACAUGGAUUUGAACCUCAGCCAGGGGAGGAAACCUAACUGGAAUAUAACGGUAACAAACAUUUGUAUCUCCAGAUUCAAACUGUGUCCUCCCCCAGUCUAUGUACCUGGCCAUACAGUCAACUCAUGUUUUCCAGACUUUGUCCAAAUAUACUACACACUAAUAAUAGAAAUAAAUUUGGUCCAGACAUGGUCACCUCAGGUCACAGAGAGGCCAUUGAGCCUGUUAAUAGGGAUGUCCAUGCCUGGUCUACUCAUUCCAGGUCCUAGAUGUUACCCCACCAGCUCAGGCUCCAUUUAGGACAUUAAUGUGUCACAUAGCUGUGUCCAGCUCGGGUCACCUGAGACUAAAAUAAAACUGGUGACUCUAAGGCCAUGUCACAUUACAUGACUUUUCCGUCAUAGCCUUCAUUUACAUAAUCCUAGAAAGUCAGAAUAAUUACAUAAUUUGGCCUUCAUUUACAUAAUCUUAGCACGUCAGAGACAAUUGUCGACAUGCACCCAUGAAGCCAGCUGUGCAGUGUGACAUGCCCAGCAACUCAGUCCAACUAGUCAACAAAUCACCCCGAUAAAAACAAACCGAUAUGUUUUUGUUUUAAGUCGCAGAGUGGUUUGGGUACAUGAGAGCUGACAACUAAUGAAUGUCCACCUGAAAGUACAAUGUAUAGAAUGCAGUAAUGACGAAUAAGGAACAUGGGGGCUUAACGAAUAACAAACACAUAUAGCUGAUUUUUUAUGUACCACGACGUAAUGGAAAAAAGAAAAAAGGUCGGAGAUUGGGACUGAACUCACUGCACCUGUUAACCCUUCAUACAACACUGGCUCCAUCAGGCCGUACGCUAUUGGCUGUCACGAAAAGGGGUGAGGCUGACUGUGCUGGAAGGCGGGCCCUCAGUCACUAAAUUUGAUCACGGCCAGUGAUUUUGACGUGAACAGUCGACAAGGACCACAGUCUGGGGAGGUGUGUGUGUAGGGGGUAUGGAGAACCCCAGAUAAGAGGAGGGUGUGCUAAAAAAAUAGUGUGGAAACAGCCUGUACAGUAUUUAUGACUUUUCCUUCAUGUCAUCUGUUAAAAGGUUACCUAAAUCUUUCUUUUUAAAAAAGAAAAAUGCAGAACCUUUGACAUUAGUUUGUCUUGGUCUUAACUCAUUGUCUUUUUUAACUGUAAAAAAAAAAAUAAUGAAAAUGGUGAAACUUUUUGUAUUCUUAGUGUGUGUUGAAAAUACUGAGUAUUUAACUAUUUAUGUCGACAUGAUGUAUGUUCUGUAGAUUUUCUGCUUGACAUUUCAAAUAGAUGGUUUAACACAAU
Messenger RNA from Erpetoichthys calabaricus (reedfish), 3738 nucleotides. RefSeq names its product LIM homeobox transcription factor 1, alpha-like (gene lmx1al). The transcript has 8 exons. The coding region runs from base 75 to 1220 and encodes 381 amino acids. Gene Ontology annotation, molecular function: RNA polymerase II transcription regulatory region sequence-specific DNA binding; DNA-binding transcription factor activity, RNA polymerase II-specific. Gene Ontology annotation, biological process: neuron differentiation; regulation of transcription by RNA polymerase II. Lineage: Eukaryota; Metazoa; Chordata; Cladistia; Polypteriformes; Polypteridae. Gene Ontology annotation, cellular component: nucleus. The record is from RefSeq and is a predicted model, not a curated record.